UUUCAUCCAGCGUACAAUCAAAUUUUUUUACAUAGCUUUUUGAGCUGAAGAUGUCUUUCCGUGGUCGGGGACGUGGUGGAGGUGGAUUCAACAAUCGUGGAAGAGGAGGAUUUCGUGGCGGAGGACGAGGAGGUGGUCGAGGUGGAGGAAAUUUCAACAGAUAUUCAGACGAACCACCAGAAUGUGUCGUUGAACUUGGUAAAUUGAUGCACACUUGUCAAGAUGAACUUGUAUGCAAAUGUACGAAUGAAAAAAUACCAUAUUUCAAUGCACCAGUUUACUUGGAAAAUAAGUCAAGAAUCGGAAAAGUUGAUGAAAUAUUUGGACCAAUUCGCGACUUUUGUUUCUCCGUCAAACUAGCGGAUAAUAUGAAAGCGAACUCUUUUUCUAAAGAAUCAAAGUUUUACAUUGAUCCAAUGAAGUUGCUUCCGCUUCAGAGAUUUUUACCAAAACCUCCCGGGUCUGUGCAAAAGGGUGGUAGAGGAAGAGGUGGUGGACGUGGAAGGGGGGGUGGCCGUGGCGGAGGAUUUCGAGGGGGCCGAGGUGGUGGUGGUUUCAGAGGAGGCCGGGGUGGUGGAGGCUUCAGGGGUGGCCGAGGUGGGGGAUUUAGGGGUGGUCGUGGUGGUUUUCGGGGUAGAAGGUGAUCUCUCCAUUAGUGUGGAAAUUUUUUAAUCAUUGCACUGACAUGGUGAAUUGCCAGAACAAAAGGCAUUAUUCCCAUUUUUGCAUUCAUAAAUUCAAUCAUACAAGAACAUUGAAAUAUUUUUUUUCUACAAUGUAUUGACCGAACUGCAUUUCCUCAUCAAAUUUGCUUAUUUGUACAAAUGCAAAAGUCAUAUCAGCCAAUUAUUUGGGGAAACUUUAUGUUAUUAGUUGUCUGUUUUAAGCAUAUUUGGAUAAUGGUGGAACAUGCUUCUAGAUCUUUUUUUGAUAUGCUGAAUAUAUGGGUAAUGCGACUUCUAUUUCUAAAUCAUAAUAAGAGUUAUUCAUUGAUAUCACGGUUAUGGAGUCUUGAACAAAAUCAUGCAUAGGCACAAAUAAUAAAUUGAACUAAUGGUUUUCUGUUCUGCUUGGAUAUAUGGAAAGUAUCUUUUUAGGUAAAUAUCAAAUUUUUUCAGUUCAAAUGUGAAACUGCCAUUUUUAACAUUAUGUCAAUAAAAUUUUCUCUUAUUGAUUGUGUA
Molecule: messenger RNA, 1181 nt
Organism: Styela clava
Lineage: Eukaryota; Metazoa; Chordata; Ascidiacea; Stolidobranchia; Styelidae
Product: H/ACA ribonucleoprotein complex subunit 1-like
Biological process (GO): snoRNA guided rRNA pseudouridine synthesis; ribosome biogenesis
Cellular component (GO): box H/ACA snoRNP complex
Molecular function (GO): box H/ACA snoRNA binding
Source: RefSeq, a predicted model, not a curated record